AUGUGCAAAACGCAAAGCACUGGCAGCAGAGCUAGAGUAGCUAACAACGGAUGGCUGGCGGCGAUCUUUACACUUCUAGAUUCUCGAAGGCAUGCGUGUCAAGGCGAUGUGGUACGACUCAACACAGCUCUUCGCGACUGCAGGAGAGCCGGUAGGUGGCAGCAUGUCCUGACGUUCUUGAAGAGCGCAACGUGCAGCCUCGGGACAGAGCCUGACAUUGUGACCCAUAACACGGCUUUGACUUCGUUGGGAAGCCGUAAACUGUGGCAAGCUUCUCUGGCCUUGCUUGCUGCACUUGGCAAUGGCAGCGACAUAUUCAGCUUCAACAGCUUGCUGGGCACUCUGGACAACGUAGAGCAGUGGUGCUGGGUGUUGCAGAUGUUCCGCGAUGUCAGACAGCGUCGCAUGGGGGAUGCCGUUACUUAUACUUCCUCGCUGAGGGCCGCCUCAAAGCGAUCACGGUGGGCCGAAGGGCUGGAUCUGCUUCAAGAUGCCCAGGCUGCAGACAUCGAGCUCGACUUGACUGCCCUGAAUUCCGUGGCGAACGUCUUCGAGCAGGGUUCUGCUUGGAUGCAGUCCUCCUGCCUUUUGGCUAGACUUCCCCUGACCACCACACGGCCUGAUGAUCCAUUGUACAAUUCAGUUUUGAGGGCUUUGGGUGAAUGCAACCGGUGGAGGGAUGCCUUAUCCAGCCGUGUGACCAUGGAUUCGCAGAGGAUCAGCCCCACAACGAUCACAUGCAACUCCAUUCUUCGGAGUUGUGCUGAUGGCAAGUGGCCGAUCAUUCUGGUUCAGUUGCGAAGUUUCCGCGAAGCGGCUGUUGAAGCUGACACGGUUACAUGCAACACAGCCCUCAGCAUGGGCAGGUAUUCAGCCUGGGCGGCCAUGUGCGAAUUGCUCAGAGGAGCUCGAGUUGCAACUGUCAAGGCCGACACUUUCACAUAUGGUGCCGCGUGCAGAGCAUUCGAGAACGCUGGGCGCUGGCAGUCGGCUCUACUCUUGACGCAGGAAUUCACUGUGAAAGCGCGACUCAGGGCGAGUUUGACAGUCAUGAACUCGGCCAUCAGUGCCUGCAAAGCUGCGGCUGAGUGGGAGCAGGCCUUACGACUACUCUCAGAUCUGCAAGCCCAGCAGCUGCUGCCAGAUGCAGUCACCUACGCUUCGGCCAUCGCUGCUUGUGAGAAGGGCAGCAGAUGGGUUUUCGCCCUUUUGCUUUACGAAGACAUGGCUUUGGGACGAGUCGAUCCAGAUCUGGUCGUAUUUGGAUCUUUGGUCAGCGCCUGUGGGCAAAGUAGAAACGGAGCCAUGGUGAAAGCCUUUUUGGAAAGCUUGGAGAGGCGGAGUCUGGAGCCAAAUCUGGUCGUUGCCAACGCAGCCAUCACUGCCCUUGCCAGGUGUGGGGAGUGGGAGGAGGCUUCGUCAAUGCUUGCAGAGCUCCUCCAUGGGUCUCUUCGCCUGGAUGCCAUUACAUACAACGCCGUCCUGAACGGCCACGCUGGCCGAGGGAAGUGGUCUGAAGCUCUUGGUCUGCUGGCAGAGAUGUGCUGUCGGGGCCUAGAACCGGACGUCGUCUCCCACUCCUCUGCUCUGAGUGCUUGCGAGGAGGGGCUCCGCUGGACGCAGGCGCUGACAAACUUCCUGCACUUUCGGGGACGUGGGCUUGAAUGUGGCAUCAUCCCUCACAAUGCAGCAAUCGCCGCACUUGCCAGUGGCGCACGCUGGCUGCAAGGCAUGGAAGCAAUGGCCAAAUUGAAGCAGCAGGGAAGUUCUGCAACAGAGGUAACUCUCAACUCCGUUGUCAGUGCCUGCCAGCGUGGUCGUCAGUGGCAGGUUGCACUGCUCCUUUGCCAAGGCUUGCACGCAUCCAGUUUGCGCUUAGAUCCAGCAACACACAAUGCAGCUAUUCUGGUAUGUGCAGCUUGUGGACAAUGGCUGAGUACCAUAGACCUUUUGCAAGACUUGCACAGCGCCCGGCAUGCGAUUGACAGCGUGGCCCAUGCGGCGGUAAUCGACGCAUGCGAGACGAACCUUCAGCACAAACAUGCAGCAAUGCUGCUGGAUGCCAUGGCCGAAGCCGCUGUCGCAGAAGUCUCACACACCCGUGCUCACAGACCGGGCCCAAUUUCCGGCUUGCGGCGCUCGCAGGGCGAAAAAGCACGAUGCCGAUGUAAGCUGCGGAUGGAUUGA
Symbiodinium sp. CCMP2592 is the source of this 2187-nucleotide messenger RNA. Lineage: Eukaryota; Dinophyceae; Suessiales; Symbiodiniaceae. The record is from the annotation of a GenBank genome assembly.